Messenger RNA from Cottoperca gobio, 5070 nucleotides. It is a transcript of the gene rbfox2, whose product is annotated as RNA binding fox-1 homolog 2. NCBI's taxonomy places the organism in Eukaryota, Metazoa, Chordata, Actinopteri, Perciformes, Bovichtidae. Gene Ontology annotation, cellular component: nucleus; cytoplasm. Gene Ontology annotation, biological process: regulation of alternative mRNA splicing, via spliceosome; nervous system development. Gene Ontology annotation, molecular function: mRNA binding. The record is from RefSeq and is a predicted model, not a curated record. The transcript has 13 exons. The coding region runs from base 884 to 2275 and encodes 463 amino acids.
UUUCUGUAACACACACGCUACAAGAUCACACCGGGAAAACGGAGAGAGGAAAGAAAAUUAUAGUCGAGAGAGAGGAGGAAGGAAACACCGCAGCCCCUCCGUCCGUUUGGUUGUUGUUUUUUUGGGGGGGGAGAAAUCGUCUUUUCUUUUCACGCAGACUUGCGGAAUAACAUGGGGGGAAGAGAGAGCUCCUGACGCGGAUUGACUUUCAGUGAACCUCUGCUCUGUGGUACAAGACUGGCUAAUAGACAGGGAGGAAAAAGGCGACAGGGAAGACAUGUUGAGGGUUUCUUCGUCUUGAUGUUGCUGUAGGAUGUUGAUGUUGUGCUCUUAAAAAAACCAGACGGAUCCUCGUAGAUAAAGAAAUCGAGGACAAAUGGAAAUUGGGCGGUAGGUUAUGCUCAGGAGCCAUUGUUUUAAUCGGUGUUUAUUUAAUUGGUGUGUUAUGAUCUGAGAUAACGUAGGCCUCUUAGGCAGCCCUGCAGUAAAUACAUACACGGUCAGCAAACGGGCUACAUAGCUGGAAAUUAACCCGACAAACCUGCUUGUGUUUCAGGUUACAUUUUUAAAGUGAGCCACUGUGUUUCGUAUUAAGGUAAAAGCGGCGUUUAUGAGCUUUUUCAACAAACUCUGUGGUUAGAGUACAUUUCUUAAACCAGAGAGCCACAACAUUUCCAGAUACAUCAACUCUUCAGGGGGGGGGGGGUCAUACAAAGGCCCAGUAUAAAAUACAGUAAAGGCUUCUUUGCAGCGUAAGAAGACUGUUUGAACUGCAGAGGAAAAUCUCCCACAGGCUGGCUUUAAGCACAAAGGUGCACACCGAGCAGGUAGUCUAUUUCACCCCCAGUUUAGCUCAAGGCAAGGGACAAAAGAAGAUUUUUAAAUGUUAAUGUCGACCGACGUUGCAUCCAUCAUGCUGCCUGUGUCCCGGGGUCUCAUAGACCGGGAUAGAGAGCUGGACACCAUGGUCGGGGUGCAUCCCAACGCGGGCGGCCCUCCUGCUGUUGUCCGGGGCAUGAAGCGCGGAGACCCAGAGCCCGACGGACAGACAGCGGCUGCUCUGGUGGACUCGACCGGGGCGGAGUGCAAGCGUCCCCGGAUCGACGGCUCGGGAGUGAUCGGCGAGGUUGGUCAGAACAAUGACCCUUUGACCCUUGGUUACCACGGCUACCCGUCUCUUAGUCAGGGCUCUCAGGAUAGUGCUGGUGGUCAGGAGGGACUCGUACCUCCGCCUUUCUCCGCAUUCCCUCCACCUCCACCACCGCCACCCCAGAACGGCCUAGCCCUGGAUUACGGGGGCAGCCUGUACGCAGCGGGGGCCGUCCAGGGCCCCGUGGAAGCCGGCGGAGCAGUGAACAGCGCCGCCAACGUUGCCAUCAGCCUCAGUGUCCAACAGUCAGAUGGGUCCUCCCAGAUUGACGGUCAGUCAGUUGUUGGCUCAGGAGGAGUAGGUGGUGGAGGGAGCAUUGGGGACGAUACAGACGCCAAAGGGACCCCAAAACGUCUCCACGUGUCCAACAUCCCCUUCCGCUUCCGAGACCCAGACCUACGGCAGAUGUUCGGGCAAUAUGGGAAAAUCCUCGACGUCGAGAUUAUUUUCAACGAGAGGGGAUCCAAGGGCUUUGGUUUUGUUACAUUCGAGACAAGUGCAGAUGCAGAGAGGGCCAGAGAGAAGCUCCACGGUACGCUGGUGGAAGGACGUAAAAUCGAGGUGAAUAAUGCCACAGCCCGAGUGAUGACGAACAAGAAGAUGACCACCCCUUACUCUAACGGAGAGGGCCUCGCAACUCUGCCAUACGCUGGAUGGAAGUUGAGUCCCAUGGUUGGAGCCAUGUACAGCCCUGAACUCUAUACAGUACCGGGCUUUCCUUACCCAGCAGCAGCAGCAGCAGCAGCAGCAGCAGCUGCCUCCACCGCUGCGACCUUUCGGGGCGCUCACCUCCGGGGUCGCGCCCGGCCCGUCUACAGCGCGGUCAGGGCAGCUGUGCCACAACCUGCCAUCCCUACCUACCCGGGUGUGAUGGCCUAUCAGGAUGGCUUUUACGGUGCAGCUGAUCUCUAUGGCGGCUAUGCAGCGUAUCGUUACGCCCAGCCGACUGCGGUAGCGACUCCUGCAGCAGCGGCGGCGGCUGCAGCAGCAGCAGCUUACAGUGACAGCUACGGACGAGUUUACACGGCAGACCCCUACCAUGCUGCGCUCGCCCCAGCGGCCUACGGCGUUGGAGCCAUGGCAACACUGUACAGGGGAGGCUACAGUAGAUUUGCCCCUUACUAAAGACACUACAUUUCCCAGGAGCUCCUCUCUUCCAUUGAAUUUCUCUGAAAGAGCUCCGUCUAUUGUCGUGGAGUUGGACUGCACCCGGUUUUAAAGUGUGGCGUCGACCACAACAAAGAUAUUUCAGAUCCCACCCCAGAGCAGUCCCAAGUUUUCUUAUAUACGCUACUACAGAAAUAGAGGAAUGCUGUAUUAAAGACUGACGGAUGGCCUUUACAUUAUAAAAAAAAAAGAAGAAAAACAAAGACUUAAAAUGGCCUCCUUCCCUAUUGCACGGCUGUAUUAUAGUCUCCCCUUCUUAAUCCCUCGGCACUCAGCAGCACAAGACUCGUGAUGGAGCCCAGAUGUUCUUCCAAAGGCUGUAUGUGGAUAACUGACAUUUAAACAGCUGUCAACCAUGUAUGAGAAAGAGCUGAGUGCUGUGUGGCCUGCACACACUCAACAUUUAAGGAAAAAGAGAGGGAAUCAAAGUGUCCACAAAAUGUUGGAGCGAUAGGAAGGUGCAUCGAAAGAGCACCGGAAAAACAUUUUAAACCAGAAAGACCAGUCAAUAAAUUGAUAAAAACACCCACUGAUGGAUUUUUAUAAUUCCUCCUUAACGUGGGCGGAUAGUAAAGAGAGGAUUUCCAGUCUUGCUGUGUUCUGGUAGAGGGAGACUGAACAUGGCGGACUGGAGGGAUGAUGUGUGACGGUUUAUAACGCUACAGAAAUCACGUCCGAAGGCUGAAGGCAGGGAGGGUUAUUAGAGCUGUUCCUUACCUCAAGUUUUCUUAGUAUGUGGAAAUGGUGAACCUUUAAACUUAAAAUUGUUAUGAUAUGCAAAUAAAUUAGUUUAGAGAAAAAAGUUACCAAAUUAUUAUUAUUAUUAUUAUUAUUAUUAUUAUUGUAAUUAUUCUCAUUAUUAUUCUUAUAAAACCAUUAUUUUUGUUUGAUUCAGCAGCCACUGACUGGGACAUGUAGAUCCAACAGUGAACCUUGGGGUUAAAUCAGAAAAUGAGCAUCCACCUUCUGACUGUAUGAAACAGCUAUAGUCUCACAUCAUCCUUCUCAUGCACAGGAUUUCACUACGCUCUGUGUGCAACCAUCACUACAACACUACAAAGAGUGCAACACUAAAACAUUGUCGUAUUUAAUUGAUUUUAGCUUUAGAUCCAAACAAUAUCAUCCACCCACAACCCUGAGGUUCAAGUAUUUGUUGAUCCUUUAAUGUAGAGAUUUAUGAUUUGGAUUUUCCCCUCAUGCUCCAUCUUUUAUAGAGCAAAGUCCAACAUUGAAUGAGUCUUCCUGAAACAUACUUUAGUAGGUAAAUGUGUUCGAGAUGCUGCCAGCAGCGAUUACUGAGCAAGAGAGAGAUUGUGGCGGUGAGUUAAUAGAAAAUAUUUAAAUGCAAAACAUCUUACUAUUGUGCAUAUUUCUAUACCGUUGUAUUCUAUAUUUCCAAAACGUGGAUUUUUUUUGGCUUUUGUUUUUGUUCCAAAGAUUUGUAGAAAGCACAUUUUUCUGCCGUAUGUAUAAAUAUAUUAUCUUUGUUAUUGUUAUUAUCAUAAUCCUAUGGCUGUCUUUAUUUACUUAUUUUUCAUUUUCUGUUUUUGUCCUUUUGGUUAAAUAUUCAGUCAAUCCAGGCUACGUUUUGUUUUGUUUUGGGUUGAUUAUAGGAUCCGUUAGCAUGGCAUUUGAUUAUAUUUCAAAAAUAUACAGGAACGGCUGGAUUUUUCUUGUGUCCAUAUUUUGCAGAUGACGAGACAUUUUGGAAUGAAUGAAAUUAAGCGUGUGGCACUUUGUUUCAAACCAACUGUGCUCCCUUUCUGAGAUUUGUAUUUUAUUUUAGCAGUUAUUUGAAGCAGACUCCUUACAUUUCAGUUGUUGAAUCUGUCAGCCUGACCAGCGUGGUCACUCCAGGUUUGUUUGAAGAUAUCCAGUUAAACGUCUGACAGUGUUAAACUCUCCUACACAAGCAGGUUAAUAUUCGUACAUGGGGGGGCAAAACAAAAUGUCAUUGUGGGAUAUGAUCUAAAUUGUGUGUAAAGUGGGGUCGCUAUGUUUUUGUUUAUUUUAAACCUAUUAACUCAUUUCAAAGCAACUGUUGUGUUUUCCAUUUCUCACAUUUGGUAAAACAGGUCAUUAAGAUGUUUUUUUCUAUUAAAUGUGCUGCUGUUGGAUUUUCUCAUGACAUUUAACAUUUUAGUUGUAAUAUCUCCAAAUUACCACAGAAUGUGCUCUGGACAAAAAAAAAAAAAAAAAGGAAACCUAGCCAAAGAUGCUAACCUACAGUCCCCAGCACGUUCUGUUUCUCAACUUGAGAAGUCCUACACAAAAUACACAAAGAUGGACUUAAUGAAGCCACUGACGGCAUGGACAAACCAGCAUGAGCGAUACUUGUCAAGUAUAAAAAAAAAAAUAUUUGCAUGAAUCUUUUUUGUGUCUUUCAUAUUUGACUCCUGAGCAGCCGAGCCCAGUUGCGUUCUUCUUUACCACUAAACUCUACGGAGAUUGACCGGCAGCUAGCAGUUUGAAGCUAGCUAACACAACAAAGAGCACAGUGCGGUUUGGCAAAAAGGCCUGCUGACAAACAAAAUGGCUGCCGCACAAAGUAACAUGCGGCAGCUUCAUUUUCCUGUCAUGGUUUUCUUGCCCCUGUAUUAUAGUACACUAUGUGGCCAUUCUUCAUAGUUGCUAUAGUUUCUCAAUGAACAGUCCUCUCCCCUGUCAUGUCUAUAUCCCCCUUGACUGCCAUUAUGUUUUUUUGUUAUUGAAUGUCCAUAUAAAAUGUUUUAUAUAAAAAUGUUUUGUUGUGA